CGGCAAGCCACUGCUUUUCAUUCAUUCAACUCUCGAUACAGUUCGAAGCAGCUUACCGAGCACCGUUGCCGAGUCUACCGAGAUUUCCUCGCUAAUUCCCCGAAUUAUUUCUCUUCUUUUUUCGUUUUUCGAAAAGAUUUUCGUGUUUUUUUCUGUUUAAAUCGUGGUUUAUUUGGAUUAAAAUGGAGAAAGCCAGUUUUAACGUUGACUAUUCGAAAUUUAUUAACCUGAGAGCGUCGAGAAGAAGACCUGCCCUAACUAGAGAGCUGACCAAGAGACAAUAUGGAGCACCAAAGGAAUCCAUCUCACUGGCCGAAGGUAUGCCCAACGAGGUUACUUUUCCCUUCCAAGCGAUGAAUUUGGUGCUGAAAGACGGCACUACCAUCAGCAUUCAAGGCCAACAACUCCAUACAGCUCUACAAUACAUUCCCUCUCAAGGUUACCCAGCUCUACUGAAGAAAUUGAGAGAUUUUAUGAUGGAAAUCCAUAAUCCUCCAUGCUGGGAGGGCAGGGAUAUCAUUAUGACCAACGGAUCACAAGAAGGUAUCAGCAAGACUCUGGAAAUGUUAGUUGAAGAUGGAGACACAGUAUUGACCCAAGAUCCACUCUACGCAGGCACUGAAAUUAUUCUGAAACCGUUCAAACCGUCCCUAAUCGGUAUAGAACAAGACGAGCAUGGCAUAAUACCCAGCAAACUCAUAGAAGCCCUGGAGUGCUGUAAAGCGUACACAGAGGAGGGCGGAGGGAGAAUGCCGAAAGUCAUCUACCUAAACCCGACGGGCUCCAAUCCAACCGGGGUUACAAUGCCGCUGGAAAGACGCAAGGAGGUCUACGAUAUAUGUUGCAAGUACGACCUCCUCAUCCUCGAAGACGAUGCUUACUAUUUCCUCCAUUUCCUCGAUGAGCAUCCGGUGUCUUUCCUGUCUUUGGAUACCGAAGGAAGAGUGAUAAGAUUCGAUUCUAUGUCAAAGGUGCUGUCGUCUGGAUUAAGGUUGGCUUGGUUGACUGCUCCGAGACAGUUGGUGCAGAAUAUUGAACUGCAUAUCCAGAGCUCCAUACUGCAUCCAAGCACUUUGUCUCAGGUAAUUCUGGACAACCUUAUCACUGCAUGGGGCUUCAACGGGCUCAUUUCACACUUUGAUUACGUCAGAAGGUACUACCAAGCUCGUCGUGAUUUCACUGUAGCUUCCAUGGAACGUCACUUGAAGAAUCUCUGCGAAUGGUCCAUUCCAACUGGAGGAAUGUUCGUUUGGAUCAAGGUACAUGGUGUAGCUGACGUUUACGACAUGUUACUGUCUCGUGGUUUGAAGAAGAACAUCACCUUCGUACCUGGACACGCUUUCAUGGCUGACCCUACCAAAGCUUGCAACUAUAUCAGAGCUUCCUUCAGCAAGACUCCCCUGAAGCAGAUUGACAAGGCUAUGAAGCUGUUGGGGGAAUUAAUCAAGGAAGAGCACUUGUUGUUGCGAAGGAAGUUGGAUGGGUUAGAGAAUAAUAUACUUAGAUAGUACACUGGAAUAAUCGACAAACAGGUGUCUUAAACGCUGUACAUAUUCAUGUAUAUACCACCGGUACUCUUAGCUUAUCCGGUUUAGUAACAAGCCAAACAAGGGAAGGAUAAAUCUAUGGAGUACUUUUAUCCACCAUCAUUUAGAUAUGGGGUUUAAAACAUAUUUUUUCUUUUUUUGUUAAUUAUAAGUUCUAAUAAAUUUGAAGAGGUACAAAGUGCAAGAAGUAUUGCACAAGAGAUUGAGGAGGAGAGAUUAGAAUAACACGAGUUGAAAUGAAGAAGGAGCAUUUUGCACUCGCUAGUUUGUAAUAAUUUAAAAUAAUAUUCUUUGUAAAUAUACAUCAUGAGUUAGAAUCAUUUUUGGAGAAAUAAAGAGAAGUUUAGAAAUAUUA
Molecule: messenger RNA, 1902 nt
Organism: Sitophilus oryzae (rice weevil)
Lineage: Eukaryota; Metazoa; Arthropoda; Insecta; Coleoptera; Curculionidae
Product: kynurenine/alpha-aminoadipate aminotransferase, mitochondrial
Exons: 4
Coding region: 183-1508 (441 amino acids)
Biological process (GO): biosynthetic process
Molecular function (GO): L-kynurenine:2-oxoglutarate transaminase activity; pyridoxal phosphate binding
Source: RefSeq, a predicted model, not a curated record